Drosophila hydei is the source of this 1425-nucleotide messenger RNA. Its product is annotated as serpin B3. Bases 84 to 1409 code for a protein of 441 amino acids. Gene Ontology annotation, molecular function: serine-type endopeptidase inhibitor activity. NCBI's taxonomy places the organism in Eukaryota, Metazoa, Arthropoda, Insecta, Diptera, Drosophilidae. The record is from RefSeq and is a predicted model, not a curated record. The transcript has 2 exons.
AAUUGAGUGUGAGCUCCGGUGGCAAUAGCAGCAACAGCUUAAACUUAAAUCUUAGCAGAACUUAAAGCUUGGAAAUACCCCCGAUGAGUUACGCUAACUGGAGACGACUUCUAGUCGUAACAGCCGUCGUGCUGCAGCUGCUGCUGCUGUUCAGUAGCUGUGCGCAUGGCAAUCCGACAGCUGCUUUGAGUGGCUCCAGCGAGCGCUUUGGCCUGCGCCUGGCCACGAACCUGGGUCUGGCACAGCCUCACAGCAAUGUUGCUGUCUCUCCGCUACUCCUGCAAACGGCUCUUGCUCUGCUCUUUGCUGGCAUAACGCCCAGCUCGGCGCCAACGGCUCAACAGCUGCGCGUAGCUUUGGAGCUGCAAUAUUUAGGAACGCCGGACCAGGCACUCCAACAAUUUCAGCAGCUGCUGGGGAAUCUGAAGCAGGAGGUAGCCAUUGGCUGCCAGCUGCGGCUGCUCAGCGAGUUCUACACGCAGCAGCGCUACACCUUCAGCUUUCGAGAUGAGUUCGAGGCGCGUGCCGGAACUUUGGGCAUAGGCGUGCAACGGCUAGACUUCAACAACUGGGCAAGUACAGCGCAGGAGAUUAACUAUGAUUUCCUGAAGCGCAGCAACUACAGCGUGGGUGAGCUGGUUAGCAGCCAUUUGCUGGAGUCCAGCAGCGCCUCGGACACUCCCUUUUUACAUGUCUCGGCGCUGACAUUUCGCGCACCUUGGGCCCAGGCCUUCGAUGCGCAGGAGACGCAAUGCAUCAACUUUUUCCCCGAGGGCAGCCACAACGCCAAGCUAGUGGAUGCCAUGUUCCUGCAGCAUCGCUUCCGAUAUGCGGAGCUGCCCUCGUUGGAUGCCUGCGCCGUUGAGCUGCCCUAUGCCACAGCAGGGCUCAGUUUGCUCAUAAUUUAUCCCAAUCAGCCGACAGGCUUGGCCCUGCUGGAACGCCAGCUGCAACGCAUCGAUCUGCAUCAGCUACGUCGGAUGCUCAGCGAACGCAAAAUGGCUUUAACCCUGCCCAAAUUCAGUUUGUUGGCCCACACCGAACUGCGUGCGGUUCUGGAGCAACUGGGUCUGUCCAAGCUAUUUACAUCCGAGGCUCAGCUACACAAUGUGUUCAGCUCAAUUAUAUCCAGUUCGGCACCGCAUUUGACCGCAGUGCCGCACAGCGUAUUGUUCCAAGUGGAUGAAGCAGGCGGUGAGGCGGGGCAAACGUUUGGUAAGUACAAAGUUAGUUUAGGGCUUUGGAAUUUCAUUUUUAACAGCCGAAUUUCUUGUUCUCCCCCAUCUUCAGUGGCUGCCUUCACCGACCUAUUUCGCAGCACAUUAUCCCUGGUGAUCAAUCAUCCGUUCUUCUAUGCCGUCGGCAAUGAGAAGACCCUGCUACUGGCGGGCCAUGUAGUCGACAUCUAAACUCGAGGACCAUAUU